AUGGCGCGACGGAGGCCCCCAAACCCGGAUUUCGACUACAACACCACGCCAAAGAAAGAAGAUGACUUCUUUGAUGGAUUUCAGAUCAUCGAUAGCGACACCAGACUCGAGCUCAAGGCGCGAUGCAAGAAGGCCUUUCUACAAAUCAAUCCCGACUUGGUAGCCUACUAUGGCACCGAUAAAGCUGCUCUUCAUAAGAAACACGUCCAGCAAAUGUAUCAAGCAUCUCCUGAGCUCUGCGAAUCUCCAGAGCCAUGGAAAAGACUGGCCAUAACGUGGUGGAUGACCCAGGCUCGGACCAGCGUACACAGAAGCAGACCCAACACAGAACACGGAAAGCGCAAGCGCUCUGUCAGUCUAAGCGACGACGAGACCCGGAUUUCGCCACAAAAGAGGACUAGAAGACGGCAGCCCGAGAAUGAAUACGAGGGAGACGCAUCUGUUGUAGAAUCGAUUGAACCAUUCAACAGCGACACUGUCAAACGAAUGCAGUCUCUGAGUUUGCAGCCGUCCCCAUCACCACAAGUACCGCGCCGAGCCAAGCCCUUUUGCGGACCCACUCAAAUCCGCUUUGCUGCACUUUCAUCAAAUGGUGUCAUCACAGACGACGAUAUUAUUGCGGAAAUCGAGAUGGAAGAGAUUUUGACGGAUUCAACAGUGUCGCGGGAAAAGCCUUCUGCGAUAACCACCAGUCUUGGUGAUUGCAAUGGGUUUUUCUUCAUUAGCAAGCUAUAUCUCAGUCCUAGGUCAAACCAACGAUUCGCCAUCACUCAUCCAGCAUUGCUAAGAACUGCGAUGAGAGAUUUCUUCCCCGGCUCAAAAGUCACAUGUACUACUUCACCAAUCCCAAAGGCGUGCCAAUCUGCCCCAGCGAUAUCUCGUCAACAGGACCUGAGCCAGGAUGAGUCUCAAGAAGAAAGGAUGAGCUUUCCAGACAAUAGGAUGGAGGGGCUCUGCCAGAGCUCGACGUUGGACUCUUCACAUCAACGCCGCUCGCCAAAAACGAGGCCAUUAAAGAGUCCCGGCCGGAUCUGGAAAUCAAAAACACCAGGCCAGUCAAAUCACCAAGACGAUCUCAUUGGGGUGCAUGGAGGUCUGGGCCAAUUUAGUCCCACUCGACGCUCCGAACAAAUAAAUCAAGAUCACGGGGAAGCUUUACACCGCCACCCAGAUGGAGAGCAGCGAACAAGCUCGCCUAUUCCCCGUUUCGGAUCGGCUAGUCUUGAUAGCCCGCCCGCUUUGUCAAGCAACGAAGACGGAACUAGGGACGAGGCUGUGAUGGACAACCAUGAUCAACACCAUCACGCGGACACGAGCGACGAGUUCAUCCAAGGCUCUCAGCACUCGGGAACUCAUGCGUGGACUCCUAUAAACAAGUUGACUUGGCGGUGCGAUGACAACAACGAGCAACAAGAACCAAAUAACCAGAACAAUACACACACUGACUCUGGAACCACCUCUACACCGACCGCCAGGAAGAACACCAGUUCAUCGACUAUCGAGUAUGGCCCAACCACGCGCCCAUCAAGUCUAUCUUACCACAAGCCCAUAGGCAGUGAGAUGACGGAUCUUAUUGUUAUCAGCGACAACGAACCCGAUAGCUCAACGCGCAGCUCUAGUCCGCAGAUAGUCACACCAGUAUUGGACACCAGGCCACCAGAGAUACACUUUGAUGAGGACGCAGAUAUGGAACCAGACGAAGAGCUCGAUGCAGAUGCCCAGGCUGAGGCUGCGGCCUUACAAUACACUCUCUCGUCUACAAAGACGGUCACAGCAAAGAAGUGCGCCGCGAGAAUGGAUCUAGACAUAUUCAAACGCGCCGCAGAGAUUUUUCAGUCACCCUUGGCACACUUGCAAACCACAAACGGGGAGCCGCGCGUCCAGGUACCAGCUAGCGUGGGACUAUCGCCCGGCUACAGAGCCUUCCCUCACCAGUUCUCCGGUGCUGUCGAGAUAUACAUGGAUGUGUUUGGAGAAAAGCGUGGCUGUAUCUUUGCCGAUGAGAUGGGGUUCGGCAAGACGCACACAACACUGUUGACUUACUGGCUCAACUUCAUGGCAGUGGCUCAGGAGCACAGCAAUAUCAAGCCCAAAUUUCCCACCACAUCGAAUGGCACCAUUCAUGGUACUCGCCCUCGUGUUGGAGCUACCUUUAUAUCAGCCAGCCCACAGGGGCUCAAGGUGUGGCCGCAGGCUUGGCGGGACAUAUUCCACAACAGUGGAGUAUGGAAGCAAUUCCCAAAAGCUUGGCGUCCGAAACUCGUCAUACUGCAUGGAGAUGGCGCAAGAUAUGCCACAGAGUUUGGUGGAGAGGAAAACGGCAUCUAUUCAAGAAUGAGUCCACUGGAGUGGGCGGAGAUAUUACCACGCCCAAACUGGGACAGGUCUCGUGAGCCAACACACCCGCCGAGCAAAAGCUUUGAUUGGAAUUUCACAGAGCCAUGCAACUGGCCAAGGAUAGAUGGAGCUACGGAACACCAACCUACCCCGAGCAGCACUCGGUAUGUCAUUGUGUUGACAAACCAAUCAUGGAGAAAGCAUAUUACGUACACAUGGCAGCCGAAAAAAGCCAAUAGGGUGUUGGAGAUGGAAUUGGCGCAUCAUACCAACGAAAAACAGAGGAAGCCAACACGACAAAAGAUGCAACAGGAGAUUGACUCGUGGUUCCGAAGCACAAGUGGUGGAAUUGAUGGCACUGGGCCUACCCAGGCCCGACGCCGUGUCAAACUCAGCAGCAAACCGCCUACAUCAAAUUGGAGGAUUUGCGAUUUGGCCUAUGCAGCCUGGGUAUUCAUUGACGAACUGCAUGCAGCCAGUUCUAUAAACACGCUUACUUAUACCGAAGUGGUUGACGCCUUUCGACGCAAUCGCCAGGAACGUGACUGGCCAGGCGUCACGGGGAUCACAGGCUCAGCUCUGGCAAACGGCAUCGAUACAACCAUAACAUUCGCGGCCAAAGCCCUCAAGCGCCAGAGGCCAAGACACGACGCCGUCCAGUCUCUGUCAAGGCUCGACACUUCCCAAUUUUCAAAAGCGUGGAAAGAGACGCAGAUGAUUUUCAAGAGUUCCAUGAAGAGGCUCCCCCAGAGGAGACAACAUUGGACCGAGAAUGCAAUAGCUCGACAGCCAGCCAUCAGAGACAUGAAUCAGUGCUUUUCUCGCAUUACUCAGCGUUUCUUCAUUCUACGAGAUUACGAUACCGAGAGCCCAUGGGGGGAGAGGCUGAAAUUGGUCAACGCAAAACUAGACAUCAGAUACCAGGAAAUUCAGUUUACGCAAGGAUCCCACAAUACGCUCAUCGCAUGGGAGGAGAAAGUACGAGCGGCUGUCGAAGGGAAAUGGAAAGAUGCCAAGAGAGAAUGGGAGGAGCAAGGGUAUUCUGGCGAGAUGCCUCGACAGCCAGCUAUCGACAAGGCCGAUCCAGCUGCGUACAUGACUGCACGAAUUCUUAGCAGGCAUCAGUGCGAGUGGGGCGAGGCACUUGGUGGUAGCAAUCCAGUCAUCACACACGCUUUACAAUCAGACGAGAAUAUCCGGGCCUCUUUUCUAUGGGACAUUGCCAAGUACGCCUGCCAAGGAUCAGCCAAGAUGGAUUUCAUCCUACAUGAGGCCAGGUCCAUGGUUGGCCAGCAGACUACCAUCUCUCACCCCAACCCAGUCAGCUACCAGAAAAAGUACGUGGUGGCUAGUUCCUUGCGGCUAGCGCGAGCUUUGGUAUGGUGUCGAUUAGUACAAGAAUUCGGAGACAGGAGCGUAGUCAGCGUCACCAGCUCCAAGGAUAGAAGAGUCCUUGUCCCGCUCUGGCAAGACAUUCAUGGUCCGGUAUGGAUUAUGGUUGCUGGUUUACAAGUCAUCUGUCAAUCUAUUACGCUGGUUGAAGGAAGUCUUCUCCAUGUUCUGGAGCCAACACCAAUAAACAAUGACGCGGUACAAGCAGCCAAUCAACAGUACCGAAUAGGUCAACAGCAGCCAGGGGUGGAGGUUAGGUGGUUGGUACACAAAGACUCGUUUAUUGAGUCAAAUAUGGCGAAGAGGAACGAUAUAAAGAAUCGAUUUGCAGAGGGAGUCAAGGGCUCUACAAUCAAGGACAAUGAGACAAUGUAUUCAAUGGAGGAAGAUGACAUGGAAGUCGAGGGCUAA
This is a messenger RNA of Exserohilum turcica Et28A, 4140 nucleotides long. RefSeq lists its product as uncharacterized. The transcript is spliced from 3 exons. The record is from RefSeq and is a predicted model, not a curated record. The coding region runs from base 1 to 4140 and encodes 1379 amino acids. Lineage: Eukaryota; Fungi; Ascomycota; Dothideomycetes; Pleosporales; Pleosporaceae.